Drosophila obscura is the source of this 1035-nucleotide messenger RNA. RefSeq names its product proteasome subunit alpha type-1 (gene Prosalpha6). The transcript has 3 exons. Bases 103 to 954 code for a protein of 283 amino acids. Gene Ontology annotation, cellular component: nucleus; proteasome core complex; proteasome core complex, alpha-subunit complex. The record is from RefSeq and is a predicted model, not a curated record. Gene Ontology annotation, biological process: ubiquitin-dependent protein catabolic process. NCBI's taxonomy places the organism in Eukaryota, Metazoa, Arthropoda, Insecta, Diptera, Drosophilidae.
UUCGAUUAUAUCUGCGAUUAUCUGUAAUUUGUAUCGCUUCCUUGCCAUAUCUAGCUUUUCAAAAUAUUACUUGUCAUCUUGUACGAAUCUAUUCUGAAAAUUAUGUUUCGAAACCAGUAUGAUAGUGAUGUUACAGUAUGGAGUCCACAAGGACGACUGCACCAAGUCGAGUACGCAAUGGAAGCGGUUAAACUUGGAACUGCAACUGUUGGUUUAAAAAGUCGUGAUGCUGCUGUUCUGGUUGCCCUUUGCAAACCAUCUUCGGAGCUGUCAGCUUCUCAACGUAAGGUUAUUCAAAUUGAUGAACACUUGGGAAUAUCCAUUGCUGGCAUAACUGCUGAUGCUCGUGUGAUUAGCAGGUACCUGCGAUCUGAGUGCUUAAGUUACAAGCAUUCUUACGGCUCAGCUUAUCCGGUAUCCCGAUUGAUAACAAAUCUUGGUAACAAGAUGCAAACGACCACACAACGGUACGAUCGACGUCCGUACGGAGUGGGCCUGCUUGUUGGCGGCUAUGAUGAAAAGGGGCCUCAUAUAUAUCAAGUCACACCGUCUGCGACUUUUUAUAAUUGCAAAGCAAAUUCUAUUGGGUCCCGCUCACAAAGUGCACGUACAUAUUUAGAGAGGAAUCUAAACAUUUUUUUAAAUUGUUCGGAUGAUGAUAUAAUAUGCCAUGGAAUACUUGCGAUUCAUGGCUCCUUGCCCACAGACGAACUCAAAAAUGAGAAUGAGAAAUUGAAUAUCACAAUAGCCAUUGUCGGCAAAAAUCAGCCGUUUAAAAUACUUAACGAAAAAGAGACCGAUAUAUAUCGACAAAAGGCUAAGGAAAUGGCUAACAAGAAGAGUGCUAGCGUUGAGCAACAUAGGUCAGAUGAUGAAGAUGGAAGCACGUCGAACGCAGAUCAACCGGACUCUGGACCUAGAGACCCCGACGUAGCUGUCGCAACGGUGGAAUAGACUAAGAUAAUAUUUUGAUUUUUGAGAGCGUUUUUGUCUUUAUCAAAACAUUUAAUAAAUAUCGGUGAAUGAAUUAAAAAA